AUGUCACAGCUGCGAAACAAGGCAAUUGGCUAUGUCAUUUUGCGUUGGGCGCUGAAACUUGCUCUCAUUCGGAGUGAUCGGCUUACGGCAUACUCCAACACCGUGGGGGAGUGGUGCACAACUGCCACUGAGGUUGUGCGAGGCAACUUCAAUGAUUCUUCUAGCUACUCUGUGCGCCAGCUUAAUCAAGCGGAGUACGGGCUUCCCUGUGUCCACAUCUGUGCUGCUUCCGGAGAGGGUCGGCUGCCGUUUGACAUGGUUCACCGCGUCUACAAGGUGGAGACGCUGAAGGCAAUGUUAAGGGGCACAACAGUCGAACAUGCGAAGAACGCGAAGAGGCAAGAGCACUUUGGGCCAAUAGGCUGCGGGAUGAUUGUCAACGUGGACAGCAUCGAGGGGGGGGUGGAGGGGAGAAGAGGAGAACAACAAAGGGGAUGGGAGCAUCAGAGAGAGGGGCAGCAGCAAAGAGAAGGGGAGCAGCAGAGAAGAGGGGAGGAGCACAGAGGAGGGGAGCAGGACAGAGGAGGGGAGCAGCACAGAGGAGGGGAGCAACAUAGAGGAGGGGAGCAGCACAGAGGAGGGGAGCAGCACAGAGGAGGGGAGCAGCACAGAGGAGGGGAGCAGCACAGAGGAGGGGAGCAGCAGAGGGGAAGGGAGGAACAAAUGGGAGGGGAGCACCAUAGGGUAAGGGGAGGGGAGGUGCAGAGUGGAGAGACCCAGCAGAGGAGAGGGGAGGGGCAGAGAGUAGGGGGCGAGCAGAGGGAAGGGGAGGUGCAGAGAGAAGGGGUACAGCGGAGGGGAGGGGAGGCUCAGAUAGGAGGGUGCCAGCAGAUGGAAGGGGAUGUGCUGACAAGAGGGGGGCAGCAAAGGGGCGGAGAGGUGCAGAGAGGGGGGGGAGAACAGAGGGGAGGGGAGUUCCAUAGUGGAGGGUGGGAACAGAGGGGGGGGCGGGUGCAGAGAGGAGGGGAGCAAGAACAGGGAAGGGAGGUGCAAACUGGAGGGGAGCAGCAGAGGGGACAGAGAGACGUUCCAGGCAUUGCUAGGGAACGUGGUUCAACCCCACCUGCUGAGUGGGUGGUUGAAAUCGAAGACAUUGAGGAAGGUCCGAGCGUGGAACGUGAUAAUUCCGAAGGGGAAAGUGAAGGAGGGGAAAUGGAAGAGCAAGACAUUCAGGUAACAGAUGGGCCCGAUGCAACGGCGAACGGUAGCGCACAUGUGACUGCGGAUCAUGCGGAGGUGGAAAACGGGGGCGGGGAAGAUGUGGAGGAGGGCACGUCGGACGACGAUUGUGAUUGUGAUGAACCAGAACUAGAUGAAGGUGAGCAGGAGCUGGAUGCUUCAGGUGGGUCGGGAGGUGUUGGGACGUAUGAGAUUCUAAGCAUGGGAGAUGCUCAGCGGCAAAUGGAGGGCCCGUAUGGUCAUCGUGAAGAUAUGGUUAGUGGGGACAUUCCUGGCAUGCUCACAUCUGGUGCCCAAAGACGCGGAGGGAUCAUCAUUGAACCUGAAACUGUUGAGAACCAAGCCACGGAAGGUGAUGUUCCAAGCAGUACAGUGGCAGCGACCAAUGUGACAACGACUUUGAAUGAAGGGCAAGCACGUGCAGCAGCAGCAGCAGCAGCAGCAGCAGCAGCAGCAGCAGCAGCAGCAGCAGCAGCAGCAGCAGCAGCAGCAGCAGCAGCAGCAGCAGCAGCAGCAGCAGCAGCAGCAGCUGCAGCCUUGGCAUCAGCAACAACAGGUGCUGCAGCAGCAAAUGCUUCACCAACUGCACCACUUGCUGCAGCAGGGGCAGCAGCAGCAGCAGCAGCAGCAGCAGCAGCAGCAGCAGCGGCAGCAGUCGCAGCAGCAGCAGCAGCAGCAGCCGCAGCCGCAGCAGCUGCCUUGGCAGCAGCAGCAGCAGCAGCAGCAGCAGCAGCAGCAGCAGCAGCAGCAGCAGCAGCAGCCUUGGCAGCAGCUGCCUUGGCAGCAGCAGCAGCUGCCUUGGCAGCAGCAGCAGCAGCAGCAGCACUAUCACCCGCCAGCAAAGGCGAGAUGCACUGA
This is a messenger RNA of Closterium sp. Yama58-4, 2037 nucleotides long. Lineage: Eukaryota; Viridiplantae; Streptophyta; Zygnematophyceae; Desmidiales; Closteriaceae. The record is from the annotation of a GenBank genome assembly.